This is a messenger RNA of Arvicola amphibius (Eurasian water vole), 1913 nucleotides long. It is a transcript of the gene Ankrd45, whose product is annotated as ankyrin repeat domain 45. The transcript is spliced from 8 exons. NCBI's taxonomy places the organism in Eukaryota, Metazoa, Chordata, Mammalia, Rodentia, Cricetidae. The record is from RefSeq and is a predicted model, not a curated record. Gene Ontology annotation, molecular function: protein binding. The coding region runs from base 389 to 1147 and encodes 252 amino acids.
GUUCUGGGUCCGGAAGUAGCUGCACCUCUCGCUGAGUGUUUCCCAGUACUGGAACCGUUAGCGUGUCCGGGUGGGUAUCUGAAGCUGACCAGCACCUCCAGAAUGACACGUGGGAGCUAACAGUUUAAAAAUUGUUCAAAACAGACCGAUUACAGAAUAUUUUUUACAAAAUAAAACACCUGCACGCCACCACGGAACGCAGAUUUUCGUUACUGGGGAGAAUUCCUCUAAGCUUCUCCCCUCCAGCGUCCUGUGCCUUUGCAUCCCUGACCUUCUCGCACAGCUGGAACCUAGGCUCUGGGUGAGGCGCGGCUGCGCGAAGUGCGCCGUCGCCAUGGUAACCGCGGAAACCUGGGCCCUGGGAGAGUGCUUGGUAUUGCUGGAGUGAAUGGAGCCAGAAGGCGCUCCAGAAUCAGAGGGUUCAGAAAAGUCAGUAUUUUCCUCCCAGCAAGACUAUGAAGAAUUCCAAGAAGCAGAUGAAACAGGCUCAGAGAACCCCCUCUUGCAGCCGGCUCUUGCGGGGGAUGUAGAAGGUUUGCAGAAGAUUUUCGAGGAUCCCGAACACCCUCACCAUGAGCACGCUGUGCAACUGCUUCUGGAAGAAGACAUUGUUGGGAGAAACCUGCUGUAUGCAGCUUGCAUGGCUGGGAAAAGUGAUGUAAUUAGAGCCUUGGCAAAGUAUGGGGUGAAUCUGAACGAAAAAACCGCCAGAGGGUACACUCUCUUACACUGCGCUGCAGCCUGGGGCCGCCUGGAAACUUUGAAGGCCCUGGUGGAACUGGACAUCGAUAUAGACGCUUUGAACUUCCGGGGAGAGAAAGCUCGAGACGUGGCUGCUCGCUAUUCUCAGACUGAGUGUGUUCAUUUUCUGGACUGGGCAGAUGCAAGGCUGGUUCUGAAAAAGUUUAUCACAAAGUCCUCUCUCAUCAUUACUGACCCAGAAAAGGGACCAGGGAAACUCCUCAAGGAAGACAAGAACACUAUCCUCAAUGCAUGCCGUAUGAAGAAUGAGUGGUUGGAAACCCAUCCAGAAGCUUCUAUCAGUGAGCUUUAUGAGCAGAAACAGCAACUAGAGGAGAUUGUGGCUCCCAUCCUUACAAAAAUGUCUACACCACGGCAAGUGAAAAGCGCCAAAUCGAUAACCUAAGCGAUGAUCAGCAAAGAAGUCAAGAUUGCGCCUUCUACAGACCCCACGCGGUGUAGUUGGCUGUGUUAAUUCCCAGUGUUAGAUAAGACAAAACUGUUCCUGCCAGCCGAAUUCAAGAAAUAGACUCAGGUCUUGCAGAAAUGUUUGGGUACAAAUUCAGUCAUCCUGACCUUGUGUCAGGCUGUUCAGAACACUCACACCUGGCUCAGGGGCUGGGCCUCUGUUCCCCAAACACAUCUCCUCACGAGUCCUCCAAGCAUGGCUCCUCAUGAGUUUCCGUGUUCCUUCAGAAGAGCUGAGCAAGGAUUUAAAAACCACACGGAGAAGCUAAUAAUUUUCUGUGUAACUGAGGCAAGAGAUUUCCACUAGACUAGGGAAAUCCAUUUUUAAAAAGAUGCACUAGGCCAUUUCUAAAGGAAAAGCAUUUGUUCUUUCUCUCUCAAAAUACCAGGAACUGUUUGGGCAGGGUCCUCUAGUGUUGGCUGUUACUUUUUAUGUCUGAAUUAAAAUUCACCUGGAAGGUGGAAACAGUUUCUGAGAGAAGCCCACUGUUACCUUUAAUAUCCCUAAUGAACGCAAAUCUGCCUAGCUUCCCCUCUCCAGGAGGUUUGGUAAUACAGGUAUUGUAAUUGGCGCCAUGCCACUUCCUGCCAUUCUCUUUCAUAUUGCCCAGGUUUUAAAAGUCAUGGUUACUCAAAAGUUUUUUGGAAAGCCUUUUUCUAGUCAAGUUAAGCACGACCCUGAACUUCCUAUUCCUUUAUGACUC